Messenger RNA from Camelina sativa (false flax), 1123 nucleotides. Its product is annotated as transcription factor MYB32. The record is from RefSeq and is a predicted model, not a curated record. NCBI's taxonomy places the organism in Eukaryota, Viridiplantae, Streptophyta, Magnoliopsida, Brassicales, Brassicaceae.
AGAGAAACGGAGCCCACUAGCCACUCCUUCAAACGUGUCUUACCAACUCUCUUCUAGAAACAAAAUUAGGCUUCACCUUCCUCUCUCUCUCUCUCUCUCUCUCUCUCUUUCUCUCGAACCAACUCUCCAUAAAACCCUAAUUUUACGAUCACAAGAAUCAGAAAAAGGAAGAUGGGGAGGUCUCCUUGCUGCGAGAAGGACCACACGAACAAAGGAGCUUGGACUAAGGAAGAAGAUGAUAAGCUCAUCUCUUACAUCAAAGCUCACGGUGAAGGUUGUUGGCGUUCUCUUCCUAGAUCCGCCGGUCUUCAGCGGUGUGGCAAAAGCUGCCGUCUCCGCUGGAUUAACUAUCUCCGUCCUGAUCUCAAGAGGGGUAAUUUCACCCUCGAUGAAGAUGACCUCAUCAUCAAACUCCAUAGCCUUCUCGGGAACAAGUGGUCUCUUAUUGCGACGAGGUUACCGGGAAGAACAGAUAACGAAAUUAAGAAUUACUGGAAUACACAUGUGAAGAGGAAGCUAUUAAGAAAAGGGAUUGAUCCUGCGACUCAUCGGCCGAUCAACGAGACUAAAACUACUAAAGAUUCGUGUGAAUCUAGUAAAACAGAGGACCCUCUUGUCAAGAUUCUCUCUUUCGGUCCUCAACCGGAGAAAAAGGAAAGUUUUGGGGAGGAGAGAGCUCAGAAAGGACUGAUUAGCAAAAAGGAUAGAGUUGAGUACUCAGGAAGAUGUCUAGAUUUGAAUCUUGAGCUUAGGAUCAGCCCGCCAUGGCAAGACCAGCUCCAGGAUGAGACGAACAUGCGGUUCCAGAGAGAAAAGCAUCUGUGUACUGCGUGCCGUUUUGGAUUAGGGAACGUGAAGGAGUGUAGCUGUGAUAAUGUCAAAUGUCAAACAGAAGAAGACAGUAGUAGCAGCAGUUAUUCUUCAAGCGACAUUACUAGUAGCAUUGCUGCUUAUGACUUCUUGGGUCUAAACACUAGGGUUUUGGAUUUUAGCUCUUUGGAAAUGUAACGAAAAUGAAAUAUAUAUUAGUAAAAGAAAAAUUAUAGCUGUGAAUUGUGAUAUUAAAAUUAACUUUUCUACGAUUUUUUUUCAUCUAUGAUAGUUGUCAGGAUCUGUCAUCGUA